This is a messenger RNA of Phoenix dactylifera (date palm), 605 nucleotides long. RefSeq lists its product as uncharacterized. NCBI's taxonomy places the organism in Eukaryota, Viridiplantae, Streptophyta, Magnoliopsida, Arecales, Arecaceae. The record is from RefSeq and is a predicted model, not a curated record.
CCUUUACAACCUUCUCAACCUCGACUCUCUUCUUCUAUAUAUACGUUCACAUGCAGGCUCCUACGUGCAUCCACAAGAGGGCAAUUCUCAAGAAAGAUUGGGUGCAGGCACGCUUCUUUUCUUUCAUAAAAAUUCAGGCGUCCAGCUUACGUCCUUGGAAGAGUUCUGAGUCUUCUCAUCUCCAAAUGGGUCGUUGGGUGAGACCAGAGGUGUACCCGCUGAUGGCAGCGAUGGCCUUUGUGACGGGCAUGUGCGCGUUCCAGCUGACGAGGAACAUGAUCUUGAAUCCUGAUGUCAGAAUCAACAAGGCCCGUCGCGCCUCUGCAAUCCUUGACAAUGCAGAAGAGGGUGAAAAGUACAGCCAGCACAGCUUCCGCAAGUUCCUCUACCGGCAGCGUUCUGCGGUCAUGCCUGCUCUUGACGGCUUAUCCACCGACAGUGACAAAUAGAGUAAUACACUAAUGCAAUGUCUGUUACUUAUCACUGCAAAUAGUACUCUUUUUAUCAAGAAUGAUGCAUAAACUUUGAAGACAGAAUUUCACUCAAUUCAAAGUUGUAUUGGGAUGAUGAACCCAUUUUAAAAUAAAGGAAUGGUGUGUAUGAAA